Molecule: messenger RNA, 1407 nt
Organism: Capronia coronata CBS 617.96
Lineage: Eukaryota; Fungi; Ascomycota; Eurotiomycetes; Chaetothyriales; Herpotrichiellaceae
Exons: 1
Coding region: 1-1407 (468 amino acids)
Source: RefSeq, a predicted model, not a curated record
AUGUUUCAACCCAACUCCCUCUCCAAACCCUUCCAAGGCACCAUUCAAGAACGUCGUAUCUUCCACCGCUUCCAGUACUGCACCGUGCCCGCCUUCGCAGGUGGAUCGGAAUCCGGUUUCUGGACCAAGCUCGUACUCCAAGUGGGUCAAGCCGAACCUAUAGUGCGGAACGCGAUCAUUGCACUGGGGACGCUACAUGAAGAUUACCAGGAGCGGCGUGGCAAAUAUACCCCCAAGGCCAUCGAGGGUGACAGCCGUUGGCACGCCCUAAACCUAUAUGGUGGCGCGUUGCACCAGCUGAAUCAAAAACUCGACGUGCCAUCGGAGACCAACGCCAGGCUUGCCAUCAUUGCAAGUAUAUUAUUUGCUUGCUUCGAGGUCUUGAACCGCAAUAAUAUGGCCGCCGUCACCCACUACCAGGAGGGAAUGAGAGCAUUGAUCCGCGAAAUGAAUCUUCCUGAGGGCGACGAGUCAUCCAUGACACCAUAUUCCCCGAGGCAACAGGCCAAAGCGAGGUUUCGAGAGAUCCCUCAAGAUGAAGUGGACGAAAUACUGCGCGUCUUCGCCCGAUACGAUAUACAAGCUUGCACCUUCUCCAAGGACCGGGCCGAGCCUUUGUUAACCCACGUCGGCCAGGUGCCGCGGGUCCUGCCAACCAACCUUUCGUUGAGUCAAGUCUGCAAUCAUCUGGAUAACCUUCUGGUGUCGGUGUACCAGCUGGUCAAGUCCGACUUGCGCAUGUAUCGUUACUGGAAAGCCGACUCGGUGCCCAUAGAAUGGCAGGUUCAACGACGGGAGGCGGUUGGUGUCUUUGAUUCAUGGAUGGACGCCUUGGAAGGCUUCUUCCAGUCUCAUGCGACGAAUCUUUCCCCUGCCGACAUCAGAAGUCUUCUGGGCCUGCGACUCCAGAUCAAGACGGCGGUCAUGAUGCUUAAGACAUGCAUAGACUGUGGGCCUGAGACCACUUUCGACGCUUUCACCGACGGAUUCGAAGACAUGGUUUCCAAAGUCGAACAGAUGACCACGGCGUUGAGGAUGCCGGAAGCCCCGCCUCUCGAAGUCGAAUUCAUCCCUUUCACCAUGGAACUCGGGAUUGUCCACCCACUGUUCUUUAUCGCAUGCAAAUGUCGAGAUCGGGAUAUUCGACGUCGAGCGGUGGGCCAGUUAAAGAGGGCGGGCAGGGAGGGCGUCUGGGAAGGCCCCAUCAUGGCUGUUCUGGCACAGAGGAUUGUGGACCUGGAAGAAGAGGGUCUCUCUGAAGGAGAGGAGGUGCCGGAAACCAACCGUAUCCAUGAGAUCAGGAAGGACGUGAACUAUGACUCUCGACAAAUACGGUUUGAAGCGACAAGAGCUUCCGACAUGACGUGGAAGAAUUUCUCAGUGCACAGAGAGGUCCUCGGGUUCUGA